AUGGAAAUGACUACAAGAAUCGAUCAGACGACGAAGGUAGAGCAACCAAGUAAUGGUGCAAUAGAAGAACAGAGCGGAGGUAGUGGAGCUACCGACACGACAAAAGACUCAAAUGCGAUACCGUUAGAUGUUCUUCAAUCCAAAUCUCACGACACAAACGACAUUGACGCCGUUUCACUUAAAUCGACAGAUGGAGUACUUGAUAAACCGGAAUCCAGUUUGAACGAGGUGCCUCUAAGCGAACCUUCGAAACCUACUGAACAAGAUUUGAAUCCUGACUUGGCCAACUUUAUGCGAUAUUGCCAAGAAGGAUCGCUCGAACUGGCUAAAGAUUUGCUUGAAUCGGAGUCCAUAAAAGUGAAUGAUACGUUCAGUGAUGGUAUCAGCGGGCUUCAUUGGGCAUGUAUCAACAAUCGACUUGCCUUGGUGAAGUAUUUGGUUGAGAAUGGAGCGGACCCCAAUUUAUACGGAGGAGAAUUGAGGGCAACGCCACUUCAUUGGGCUUGCAGAAACGGGCUUGUUUACAUUGUUCAGUACUUGAUAUCGAACACUUCAGCGGAUCCAAGAUUGCGCGAUUUACAAACCUAUAAUGCUCUCCACUUGGCAGUUCACAGCUCGAAUAUUACGUUAGUGGUGUACCUAUUGUUGAGUUGUUGUGAUCAAAAUAGCAAGAAAAAGUUGUACAUAGAUGAACCAGACGGGUCAAAUCGAACGGCUCUCCACUGGGCAAGCUAUCAAAAUGACAUAUUCACAGUCAAUGCCUUGCUAAAAUUCGGCGCGGACGUAUCAAAAACUGAUGACAGUAUGUUCAUACCACUUCACUGGUGUUUUAUGCGUGGCCACAAGAACGUUAUGAAGGCGUUUGUGGAUAGAGGGUCGGACAUCUUUGUCAAAAACGAUCAGGGAAAAGACAGCUUCGAUAUAGCAAAGGAUAUGAAUUGCCUUCAUGUGUGGCGAAAAGUUUUGAUAGAGAAGGAUUUGGAUCCUAAAAACAACUGGGCUCCAAGAGUGAGAUGGAUCAGUGCGAAAGUUGGCAAGGUAUUGACGUAUCUUGCACCAUUCAUUCUUUUACCCAUUUCACUAAGUAUAUGCACUGCAUCCAAAGGCUUGGCAUUCCCCAAGUUGUUCUUGGCGUUUUCAGUUUUUGCCUUUGGAAUCUUUGUCGUCAAUAAGACCAUAAUACCAACUUAUUUGAUUGACGACAAACCGCUUCCAAAAUCACCCAUUUUGGCUGGUAUCUUUUCGGCUACAGCCUUUUGGUGUAUCAUCGUGUGGGUGUUCAAAGUACUUCCUGCCACUUUGUUUUCCAACUUCUUUUCCAAUGUGUUUAUGGUGUUGGUAAUUGCAGUAUUCGUUUGGUCUUUUUUCAAAGCUAUGUUUAUCAAUCCAGGGUUUGUACCGACCCCAACUGAUAAUGCGGUCAUUCUUUCCCAAGUUGAAGAUUUACUUAGUUGCGGCAAGUUUGAUACUGAUCACUUUUGUUUCAACACGUUUGUACGUAAACCACUUCGGUCGAGAUAUUCUAGGCACAAUAAAAAAUUGGUUGCCCGUUUUGAUCAUUAUUGUCCUUGGGUAUACAACGAGAUUGGAGUUAGAAAUCACAAAUUGUUCAUCACGUUUGUCUAUGCGCUCAAUUUAGCCAUUCUUUUGUUUACCCAUUUGACAAUUGAGUACUUUGAUAAACUGAAGGACGCGGUUGGCUCUGAUGAUGAAGAUAACCAAAGCUUUUUCUGUAAAUUGAUUGAUGAUGACUUGUGUUAUGGAUACAAGAAUCAUGACUUUCACUUCAACUUGAUGGUUUGGUGCUGGUUGCAGUACGUUUGGAUAGUAUUUCUUUGCUUGGUGCAGACUUUCCAAAUCUUGCGUGGGCUAACUACAUGGGAAUUUAGCUCAUUGAAUUCGAGAAUUUCGAGUCCUGCCAGACUGAACCAUUCUACAGUUCCAGAAGAGGUUGCCGAUUCAAUAACUCAGCCUCCUAGAUCAGACAGAAGAAACAAUGGAAUGCAAACAUGUUUGAACUUGCUUGGUAUUGAUCAGUUUGUUUUGACCAUAAAGAUGGCCAUUGCCUCUGUUUUUAACCGCGAUCGAACCACCAGCGUCGACCCUUUGUACAUUGAUAUCCCAACCGAUUACGGAUUGAAGCAGAAUUGGUUGGACUUUUGGGUCAUUGGAGAGACUAGCUGGAGAAACGUGUUUUACUUGCCUAUUGAAGGCGAAAAUAAUUUGAACGGCGAGGUCGUUGACUAUUACAAGCUUUACCAGUACCCACCAAAACUGUCAACUCAACUCGUAUAA
Messenger RNA from Lodderomyces theae, 2295 nucleotides. It is a transcript of the gene AKR1, whose product is annotated as palmitoyltransferase. Gene Ontology annotation, molecular function: protein binding; palmitoyltransferase activity. NCBI's taxonomy places the organism in Eukaryota, Fungi, Ascomycota, Pichiomycetes, Serinales, Debaryomycetaceae. The record is from RefSeq and is a predicted model, not a curated record. The transcript has a single exon. Gene Ontology annotation, cellular component: Golgi membrane. Bases 1 to 2295 code for a protein of 764 amino acids. Gene Ontology annotation, biological process: protein palmitoylation.